UGUCAAACAUAUACACCAUGGCCACUGUUGUCAUUGCUCAGAAGGCCGCAGUCCUGCCAUACGCACCCAUCGUGCUCGCUGCCGCACUCAACAACCCCACCGUCGUCAAGGUCGAGUACAAAAACGUUGCUACUCUUGCUGAGCAUAACAAUGCCACCGCUGCAUUGACCGCCGACGGAUCAACUUUGACCGCCGUCAGCGCCAUCCUCCGCUACAUUGUUCGCUCGCACAAGAACACUCUUUACGGAUCGGACCCUGCCUCUACCAGCUUGAUUGACGACUUUAUCGACAGGAGCCAGGAUAUCAUCAACACCUCGGACUUCAAGACCUUGGAUGUGAUCUUGCAGCAGCUGAACCACCACUUGACUCUUCGCAGCUACUUUGUCGGCUACAAGGUCUCUGUAGCUGAUAUCGCCAUUUGGGGUGCCUUGAAGGCCAACGCUAUCUUUGCUCGUCAACUCAAGACUGGAAAAGAUCUUGGCGUCUAUCUUGCCCGCUGGUUUAACCACAUCUCGGCUCAGGCCUUUGUCGCUGUCGCGCUCGCAGACCUUGCCAAGGUUAAUGAGGGCACCAAAGUUGCCAAAGCCGAUCAGGGUUCAUUUGAUAUCAACUUGAUUGGCGCUGAAAUGGGCAAGGUCGUCACUCGUUUCCCCCCAGAGCCCUCUGGUUAUCUGCAUAUUGGACACGCCAAGGCUGCUCUGUUGAACAAGUACUUUGCAGACCAAUACAACGGGCGCCUCAUUGUCCGUUUCGAUGACACCAACCCCACGAAAGAGAAACUCGAGUAUGAGCACUCAAUCAAGGAGGAUUUGCUCUUGAUCGGCAUUGACUCGUCGGUCGUCACCUAUACCUCGGACUACUUUGAUCAAAUUUACGAGUUUGCGCUCAGAUUGAUCAAGGAGGGCAAGGCCUACUGUGACGACACCAGUCAGGAGCAGAUGCGUGCCGAGCGUAUGGACGGUAUUGCCUCCAAGAACCGCGAUCUAUCUGUGGAGGAGAAUCUGCGCCGCUUCGAGGAGAUGAAGAACGCCACUGAGUUUGGCCAAUCAUGCUGUCUUCGUGCCAAGAUCUCCGUCGAUAACCCCAACAAGGCCCUCCGUGAUCCCGUCAUUUACCGCUGCAACCUCAUCCCCCAUGCGCGUACUGGGGACAAGUGGAAGAUGUAUCCUUUGUACGAUCUUGCGUGCCCUGUUGUCGACUCUCUUGAGGGUGUCACGCACGCUCUGCGCACGGACGAGUACCACGAUCGUAACCCUCAAUACCAAUGGUUCCUCGACAACCUUGGCCUGCGCCAGGUCCACAUCUGGGAGUAUAGUCGCCUGAACUUUGUGUACACGCUUCUCUCGAAGCGCAAGCUGACCUGGUUCGUUGAUCAGGAUCGUGUUUCUGGAUGGGAUGAUCCUCGUUUCCCGACCAUUCGCGGUAUCCGUCGUCGUGGUCUGACCAUGGAGGCCCUCAAGACCUACAUCUUGAUGCAAGGAGCCUCGACCAACUUUAUUACGCUGGAGUGGGACAAGCUGUGGGCUGUCAACCGCAAGCAGAUCGAUCCCAUUGCUCCUCGUCACACUUCUGUCGACGCCCAGAACAAGGUCAAGGUCACAGUUGCUGGAGCCGAGCCCUACAACUUCAAAGAAACUCCUCGCCACAAGAAGAAUGAGGCUUUGGGAAACAAGAGGACGUUCUACGGCCCUACUAUUUGGAUGGACCAGGCGGACUGCAAGGAGCUCGAGGUGAACGAGGAGGUGACGCUGAUGGACUGGGGCAACGCGUUUAUCCGGUCGAUCGAGAAGAACGCCGAGGGCAUUGUCACUGGUGUUCAGGCCGAGCUUCACUUGGAAGGAGAUUUCAAGAAGACGAAGAAAAAGCUGACAUGGUUGGCGAAUGGUCCUGAGCUGGUGAAUGUCGAGUUGAUGGAUUACGACUAUCUGAUCACGAAGAAGAAGAUGGAGGAGGACGACGAGCUGAAGGAUUUACUCACCCCCGUGACAGAGUUCAAGACCGAGGCCAUUGCGGACGGCAAUGUUGCGGAGUUGAACAAGGGCGAUAUCAUCCAAUUUGAGCGCAAGGGAUACUACAUUGUCGAUGCUGUUGCGACGCCAAGCACACCCGCGCGUUUGAUCUUGAUCCCCGACGGCAAGGUCGCGUCGAUGACCUCGAAGGCUGCGCCCGUCUCGCAGGCUGAGCUCAAGGAUGCCAAGAAGAAGAAGGAGAAGGGCGCUACUGCUUCUGCAGAUGCCAAGGCAGGUGCUGCUGCCCCUGCGGUCUCGGGCAAGAAGGCCAAGGCCGCCGCACACGCCGCUGCUCAGAAGCCCGUCCCGACUUGGACUGGACCAGGCCCCAAGCCUGAUGAGAUUGUUGAGCUCGAGGCGAAAAUCGACGCUCAGGGAUUGAAGGUCCGUCAGCUGAAGACCGACAAAGCAGAUGCGGACCAGGUCAAGGAGGCGGUUGACGAGCUCUUGGUGCUCAAGAAGCAACUUCCUGAGCGUAUUGAGGCCCUUCAGCAGUUAGCUGCCGCUGCCUCUGCUGCCGCCGAGAAUUUUAGUCUGUAAAGAUACAACAAGACUCGUAUUAUUAAUUUUUUUUUUCUUUGUCCUUGUUCAUAUGCACAUACAAAUAAACUCUUGAUUGGGUUGCAAAAGCAGAAGAAAG
This is a messenger RNA of Gamsiella multidivaricata, 2649 nucleotides long. Its product is annotated as tRNA synthetases class I, catalytic domain-containing protein. The transcript has 6 exons. The coding region runs from base 18 to 2549 and encodes 843 amino acids. Gene Ontology annotation, biological process: glutamyl-tRNA aminoacylation; translation. Lineage: Eukaryota; Fungi; Mortierellomycota; Mortierellomycetes; Mortierellales; Mortierellaceae. Gene Ontology annotation, cellular component: methionyl glutamyl tRNA synthetase complex; cytoplasm; cytosol. Gene Ontology annotation, molecular function: ATP binding; glutamate-tRNA ligase activity. The record is from RefSeq and is a predicted model, not a curated record.